Messenger RNA from Pocillopora verrucosa, 2005 nucleotides. RefSeq names its product SPRY domain-containing protein 7. NCBI's taxonomy places the organism in Eukaryota, Metazoa, Cnidaria, Anthozoa, Scleractinia, Pocilloporidae. Gene Ontology annotation, molecular function: protein binding. The record is from RefSeq and is a predicted model, not a curated record.
AUGAAGGAAGUGGAGCUAUGUGGCAGUGAACGUCGAGAUGAAUAAGAAUUUCAUGAUCGGAUGAAUAUAAUGGAAGCUUGUGGAUUGGGAAUUUUAUGUUGCUUGAGGCGAUAUCAUCAACCCAGGAAUUCACAGCCCAGAGAGCUUCCUCAAGUGCAGCUAGACACAGGGCAUAUGGGAAAUGAGGUCGUCAUUGUGAAAUCCGGUAAAAGAAUAUGCGGCUCUGGGGCAGCUUUAGCGAAUGCGGCGAUCCUUCAAAAUAAAUGCUACUUUGAGAUGAAAAUACAAUCUGGAGGUGCAUGGGGUGUUGGACUUGCAACCAAAAGAUGUGAUUUAAACAAGAUACCAUUAGGAAAUAAUUCAGAAAGUUGGGUCCUUAGGUCUGAUGGCACUGUAGCUCACAAUGGAACUGUAAGACACAGACUGAGAGAAAUACCAGAAGAAGGAGACAUGAUUGCCUGUACCUAUGACCAUGUAGAGCUUAAUUUCUAUCACAAUGGAAAACAUUUGCACUGUCCUAUAACGGGUAUGAAAGGAACAGUAUACCCAGUAUUUUAUGUUGACGAUGGUUCAAUCCUUGAUGUUAGUUUCAGUGAAUUUGUUUACCAUGCUCCAGAGGGAUUUCAGAAGAUUAUGUUUGAGAAAAAUCUUCUAUGACCCAUUGCUAAAUGGGUUGCAUUAGAAUUGUACCUAAAAUAAUCAAUUAUCUCAUCACAAAAUAUUGUUGUGGUUUGAAAUGUUUCAAGUCAAAAUGACUUUAAACUAGGUUCAUUCAUAUUUUCUAUUGUUCCAAGUAGAUUACUAUAAUAUUAUUAUUCAAUAAAGAAAGAAACAAAUAAACCUAGUUUGAAUUCAUUUUAACCUGAAUUUCAAUCCAACCUAUAAUAUCAUAAAACUUUGUUCAGUGUGAUGAAUGAUUUCAAUGCUCCAGUACAAAAUUCUAGUAUCUUGUAGAGUUUAAUUGAAUUAGAAGGUUAUGUCACAGGAUAUGAAUUUCUAAUAAUAACUAGAAAGUAAAAUCCAUGGAAAAAGGAAGACUUAACAUUGAUGAUUUAUAACAUAGAGCUGGUUAUUUAUACAAGGUCUAACCCAAACCAUGGUUUUACACAAUCAGUGUGCCAUAGGCUUUCCCUAGAAUAGGAGAGGGUUGAUUUCAUUUUAAAAGAAAUGUCCUUCAAUUGUUAACAUUUGGCUCUCUUGACACUGUUCACAAAAUAAAUGUUCAGAUAAAGGUCCAGCUAAAUUGAGGAUUGUUUAGGACACAGUGUUGUUGAAGAACAGCUGAGCUUUGUUUAAAUAACCAGCCAAUGCAGUUUUCUUGAAGCCAAUAUUCUUUGUUAGUAUUUUGUUUUACUAUUAUGAAGUUUAAUUGAUGAUAUCUGACAAGUUAUAUAACAAAUCUGACCAAUUCUAUACAGACCAGGCAUGUAAUUCAUGUCUCAAUUUUUUACCAUACAAUAACAAGCAAUAUAUUCAGACAGAUAAAGAUUUCAAAAGAUGUUCACUACUUAAGUGAGAAAAUGUAUAGCAGUGUGUAGAGUUGAGAGAGUAGUUAUGAGUCUAAAAGAAUGAAAUAACAGGAAGGUAUAUAAUUAAUUUUUUUCUCUUCUUCCGCCAAUAUUGAAAUUUUAACUCCUCAGAAUGGGAUAUUUUUCUUAUAGUCACAUAGUCACAUAGCCAGAAUGUAAUUCAGUUUCUUCUUGUUUUUUAUCAAAUUGAUAUGUGUGGACCAAUAUUCUAACCAAGCUUUUUUCCUAUGCUUCUGAGUAUUCAAAGGUAUAUAGAGUUUUUCUAACAUACAAUAUUAUAUAGGGUGCCUAACUAAGGGCAUCUUGUAAUCUCUGAAUUAUUUUUUUUGCCAUCUGAAGCACUUUGUAUAAUCAUUGUCAACCAUUUUAACCCUUUAACUCCCAAGAUCUUAUUAGUAAUUCUCCUAACUGUCUGCCAUAUGGUUCUUUUUAUGUUAGUUUGGAGAAUUUGGCAUUGGAUCACUUUAUAAUCCCCU